Molecule: messenger RNA, 2197 nt
Organism: Osmia lignaria (orchard mason bee)
Lineage: Eukaryota; Metazoa; Arthropoda; Insecta; Hymenoptera; Megachilidae
Product: PI-PLC X domain-containing protein 1
Biological process (GO): lipid metabolic process
Molecular function (GO): phosphoric diester hydrolase activity
Source: RefSeq, a predicted model, not a curated record
GAAUGUCCCAUAAGCGAGCGGGUUCUAUAUUAAACUGGUCCGGUUACGGCUCGUUCGGUUCUCUAUCGUUCACUCACUGGACUGUCCACGGACGGCCGGAUCGGAUCGAUUGCUCCAGGAUAACGCGAUCGAUCAUCAUUACUCUCUUCGUGCCGUCAUCGCGAAACAACUGCUUGCUCGUCGUGCGAUCCACGGACGAUGCGCCGACCAAGCGGAUCGCGAUCAUCGCCUUGAGACCUCGAACCGAACGAGCCUCCGUGGACCAACAAGUUAACCGGGACUGAAUGCUCGAUCGGCCGUCGAAGAAGCAGAACCAGGACUCGACGUACUCCUGGCGAUCGAACUGGCUGGAUCGGAAGUGGAUCGCCAAGUGCGCGCGCGAGUUGUAGACGACUUGGAACGCGCCUUGUUCAGAGGAGUUCGGCAAGGUAGCUAUUUUCGAUGAUGCUGAAGGUGACGGUGUUGCUGUUCCUCUAUUUAUUCUGCGACAUCGCAUUGGCAGCUCAAUGCGGGAAAGUAUGGCUGACAGUCUCCUCAUUGUGGAGACCGAUCGCUGCAAGCGACAAGGUGAUCGACGCUGAGCUCGAAGUAAAUUGGGAUCUCGAUUGUCCGUCGAGUACAGGAUACCCAGAUACCAUCAAGGUGUUCACUGCUGACCCAGCACAUAACAAAACGAUCAAACCCAAACUGAUUCUGACUUCCUUGCAACAUCCGCGUGGGUAUUAUCGAACAAACAUCACGGUUGGCCGACCAACCCUUCCGGGUGGAUGGGACAACAAAGAUGGUGCCACUCUUCCUGGUCCUCAUUGCUUGAAACACCAUGCUGCUCUUUAUAAAGACGGUGUCUUUCUCACCAGUUCUUGUUUACAAAUUUGGCCGACAUGGAUGUACGAUUUGAGGAGACAGCUAGGACGACUUCCAAUAGGAAGUUUAAUGAUUCCGGGAACGCAUAAUUCAGGAUGUUACAAACACGGUGAUCUAACCAGAAGGGAUGCCUUUCAGAAAUACCUGUUGACCCAGGAUCGAGACGUUUGGACACAAUUAGUUCACGGAAUUAGGUAUUUGGAUAUUAGGGUAGGCUAUUACCCUUCGAUUCCAAAUGAUACCGCAAUUGGGGAAAAUAUAAGCAGAUUCUGGAUCAAUCACGAUGUCAUUCGGAUUACCCCUCUGUCAGCGAUCAUCAAAGACGUGAGAAACUUUUUGAAUGUCGCUAGGGGAGAAGUGGUCAUCAUGGACUUUCAUAGAUUUCCUGUGGGAUUCGAAGGUAGACCAAGUAGACAUCGACGACUGGCUAUGAUCCUCUUACAAGAAUUUGAAGACUUGAUCCUGAAGCCUGAUAGAGGGGUCGAAGGUCUGGGUCCAACCUUGAAUGAUAUCUGGACCGGAGGGAAGCGUUUGAUUAUUUGUUAUGGCGACAAACACACUGUGAAUGAAUACGAUUGGCUGUGGCCAACGAUGUCUCAAGCAUGGGGCAAUCAGCAAACGAUAGAAGGUCUUUUCAAGUAUCUAGACGAUGUUAUCAUGGGUCCAAAGAAGACUCGAAACAGUCAGAACCCAUUGUGGGCGGUGAUGGCGGAAUUAACACCGUAUUCGUUAGACAUAAUCUUUAAUUUAUCCGGAGGCCUGCGGCAAAUGGCUGAUUGUGUAAACAGAAACCUCACGUACAAGUUCCAGGAGGAAUGGUGGAAAGGGACGAACAUCGUCGCCACGGAUUUCUUUCUUGGAAAUAAUUUAAUCGACGUGUCGAUACAAGCGAAUAUCAAAAAAAGCAAUAUCGCCCAGUGGCGCUUCUAACUUGACUCGAAUGUUUAAAUAUCAUUUGGCUCUGUAAUUUGUCAUCUAAUUGAAAUCAUAAUUUGUCUCUAAUUGAAAUAUGUAAUUCAGAAAUGGACUGUUUCGUUUCAUUAUUUUACAACAGUAAUUUUGUUUAAAUUUCCAGAGGGUAGAAAUGUUUAGAGUUGCAGAGGGCAAUUUUCGGAGCAAAUUACAAAUUUUUAGUGAAGUGGAUUUGAAUGGUGAUCAAGAAUGGUAAUUGAUAUAAAAAAUUGAAUGCACGCUCAAGAAUAAUAUUGUGUAAAUUAAAAACUUCUAAGCGAAGGUAACAAUACAUGUACCCAUAAGAAAUAUAUUUUUGUUCCCGCUUCCUUUUAAUUAAUUCCUUCAGGAAUAUUAUUUAUUAAAUAAUGUGAAUUUGAAA